Prosopis cineraria is the source of this 4763-nucleotide messenger RNA. RefSeq lists its product as uncharacterized. Gene Ontology annotation, molecular function: ATP binding; protein kinase activity; protein binding. NCBI's taxonomy places the organism in Eukaryota, Viridiplantae, Streptophyta, Magnoliopsida, Fabales, Fabaceae. The record is from RefSeq and is a predicted model, not a curated record. Gene Ontology annotation, biological process: protein phosphorylation; signal transduction. Gene Ontology annotation, cellular component: cytoplasm.
AAUUGCAUGAAGCAGUCCACGUGCCUUCCCUCUCUUUCUCUCUCUCUUUCCCUGCAAUCUCAGACCCUUCUUCGUCCUGCUCUUCCUCUUCUUCGUGCCGUUUUGAACACAUCGCCUCGACCCCACUUUCUGUCACUUUCCCGGGAAAAUAUAUAAUAAUAUAGUCCCUGAGUUGAUGAAAUGGGAUUAAAAUAAUAGAAAAAGAAUGGAACGCUGAUUCCCGCUGGUAAGCAUGGUUCGGUCGGAGAGCAAGUGUGGAAAAGAGUGCCAGAUUGCGAAAACGAAGAUUCUAUAAAAGCCUUGAUUUGGGGGUGACUCGCGGUUACCUGUUGCCAUUUGGGGACUCCACCGACUCACCUGUCCUGUCUCAUAUUUUUCCUCCAUCUUAUCACUCUUCUACUGCGCCGUUCAAUAUUUUUGCUUUCUUUGCCAUGGCGUUUGACCAAAAUUCCGUUCCAAAAGAUCUGCGACCGUUAAACGUAGCUCGAACUAUACCUGAUGAGCCUCUCAUUGUACCGGCGACUACCAUGGGUCGGACGUUAGAAUGCUUUCCUCCAACUCCAGCUCGUGACGUCGGUAGCCCAGGGACUUUGCCAAUUUUUUACCCAGCACCUGUGUCUGAUUCUGGGCUUGUUGGUGUGGGGUAUGGAACUAUGUCAUCGGGUCCUACUUCCUGGUGCGUUCGUCCAGGCGUGUCCAUUGUGCAUACGGCUAUGAAUCCUAAUAUUGGGUAUAACUGUAGUCCUAAUUUUGGCAAUCGGAUGGCUGGUGGCAGUGCUGUUGAUAUUUCAAGCAGUGUCGUUGCAAACGGACCUGGUUAUGCCACGAUUCUGGGCAACUGGGCUGGGGGCAGUGGCUUGGAUAGGGCUGGAAACGAUGCAAUUAACGGAUUUGGUUGUAGCUCUGUUCAGGGAAAUAGAAUAAUUGGCAAUGCCAUUGGUAGUGAUCAGGCAGGCAGUACUGCAGCAACUGGGUUUGGUAAUAGCCCCACUCAGCGGAGUGGGGCUGAUCUUGCUAGUGAUGAGGGAGGGGAUGACUCCGUGUCAGGGAGAAAAGUGAAGUUUUUAUGCAGUUACGGUGGGAAGAUUAUACCUAGACCUAGUGAUGGGAUGUUGAGAUAUGUUGGAGGGCAGACAAGAAUAAUUAGUGUUAAGAGGGAUGUGAGCUUCAACGAACUGAUGCAAAAGAUGGUUGAUACAUAUGGUCAACCUGUGGUUAUCAAGUAUCAGCUCCCUGAAGAGGAUCUUGAUGCAUUGGUCUCAGUUUCUUGCCCAGAUGAUCUUGAAAAUAUGAUGGAUGAGUAUGAAAAAUUAAUUGAAAGAUCUUCAGAUGGUUCAGCUAAACUAAGGAUUUUUCUGUUUUCUGCAUUGGAACUUGAUGCUCCUUGUGAGGUGCCGCUAGUAGAUUUACAUGAUAGUGGCCAGAGAUAUGUUGACGCUGUGAAUGGAAUUACAGAUGGAGUCAAUUGCCGGCUUAUGAGGAAAGGGAGUAUCACAAGUGCGGCUUCAACCCAAAAUUCAGAUGUUAGUGCGGCUGAUGCUCUUGAUAGUUCUGUUUCUGGUCCUGGGGAUAUAAGUGCAACGCCAUCAUCUUGCAUUUUGUCACCCAGAGACAAUGUGGCAGCUUCUCAUGACACUGCUGCAAAGUUGGUGGUGGCAGAUCAAAGUCCAAGAGUAUACUCGGAUGCUUCUGCAGUUCCGAUGGGCAUGCCAGUUGCUGUGUCUGGUCCGGCCCAGACAUCAGCUUUCCAGAAUGAGGUUGAAUUAGAAAAGUCUGUUCCUUUUACUUUACAGCAACAGCAAUUCGGAUCGCAGCAAUCUGGAAUGGACGUUUCACCUCCUGCACCUUAUGUGCAUCCUUUUGUUGAUUCGCGUCAGGAAGUUAUGAGUCAUGCAGAUUAUGUCCAGCUGCCUCCUCAGGGAGGGUUCCCAAAUUCUCACCUUUUAGGGAAGCAAGGGCCUGCCUUCACUCAACAGCAAUUCCAUGAUAAUAUUCCAGCUUUUGUUUCUCACCAGUUCAUCUCCGCAGUGCCAAUGACAAUGACUCCAUCAGCUUCUCAUGUUAAUGUAAGAACAAACAUUCCGCAACCAUUGAGGCAACCUCAGCAAACUCGUUUGGACCAAUAUAAUGAUGAAAGUACAUCAGGGCCUAAGAUCAUCCAGCUUCCUGUUGAACAGAACUACAAUGCAUACCCAGUUCAAGUUCCUUCUGUUGUGGUUGCUCGUAAUUAUGGUUGGGUUCAGGUUCCUUCACAAGAGAAUGUUAUUUUGUCUGAUGGGUUGUUGCCUCAACAACAAGAGAACCCUGAGAAAUUCCAAAAGGAGGAAGACUGUUAUAUGUGUCAGAAAUUAUUGCCUCAUGCGCAUUCAGAUCCUGUGGUUCCUGAUCAGCGAGAGAGUGUUGCAAAUUCAAUUUCUGAUUCGAUCCUAAGCUAUCAUAGUCUCCCCAUGGAGGAAAACUUAAAAGCUCAAGCAACAAACAGGGUAAUGGUGACUGCACCCUUGAAGGAUAGUGCUAUUGAACAAGGGAUUGACACCAAAUCCAGAGUCGUUAGCAAAGCGGAACCUCCCAUUGGAAUGCCUUGCACUAAUGCAACAGGCCUUUCUUAUAAGCUUGAGUCACAGCCCGAAGGGGAGAGGAGCGUUACACAAAAGCAUGAUGCCUUUGAUCAUAUGAGGAGUCCCAUUAUCGCAGAUGUGAUUGGAAAGGCAGGAGAUAACCAGUCACCGACUGAUGGAUUCAUGGGGACAGCACCACUGUCAUGCUUUGAUGAUGUUGUUAGCCAACAAAUGAUUCCAGUUGAGAACUGGGUUAAUCAGGAUGUGGUAGUGAAUAAACCUGUUUAUAGUGAUACAACUCCUGUUCUAGAGUCCCCUAAUGAGCGUACAAAUGAAUUUGUUAACUUGGUCUCCCAGCCAGUGGAAGGUAGUCAGAUAGCACAAUCAUCUGUUUGGGACAUUCCUGGAUCAAAUCCUCAGUCAAAAAGUGGAAACCUCCUCAAGGAUGAUAAUUUACCAUCUUUAAUAUCUCCAUCUAUCAGGUCUGGAGAUGUGCAGGAUUCUUCAAACUCACUUUUCAGUAAUCAGGAUCCCUGGAAUGUACACCAUAGUACGUACUUUCCUCCUCCAAGACCUAAAAGAGUUCCUUCAAAGAAAGAAAUAUAUUCUUCUAAGGAUCACUUUGGUGAGGAAUUCACUGGCGGCUGUGGGGAACAAAGUUUAGAAGCUCAAUUGGAGGAAAGUUUUUACCAGCAAUUCAAACAGGGUUUAAAUUUAGAACAUGGCCAUUCAGCCAAGGGCUCAGCCGAAGACCAGAUCAAACAAGAACUUCAAGCUGUUGCUGAGGGUGUAGCUGCUUCUGUUCUGCACCCAAGCACUCCUAGUCCUGAUUUACAUGCCAGGGACAUGUCCAGUCGGGAAGAUGUUGGAGAUGUAGAUGAUCUAAAUAGAGCUAAAGCUUUGGAUGUCAAGAGCAAGCUUCCAGAAAAGCCAAAUUUUGGCAUUCCUUUAUCAGAUGGUCUUGGAGGAUUGCAGAUUAUAAAGAAUUGUGAUCUUGAAGAGCUAAGAGAACUAGGUUCAGGUACCUUUGGGACUGUAUAUCAUGGAAAAUGGAGGGGCACUGAUGUAGCAAUCAAGCGUAUUAAUGAUAGGUGCUUUGCUGGAAAGCCUUCUGAGCAAGAGCGCAUGAGAACUGACUUCUGGAACGAAGCAAUCAAGCUCGCUGACUUGCACCAUCCAAAUGUUGUAGCAUUCUAUGGUGUUGUGCUUGAUGGCCCAGGAGGUUCUGUGGCAACAGUAACAGAGUAUAUGGUCAAUGGUUCUCUAAGAAAUGCCCUGCAGAAAAGUGAGAGGAAUCUUGACAAGCGUAAGCGUCUUUUGAUUGCAAUGGAUGUGGCAUUUGGUAUGGAAUACCUGCAUGGGAAAAAUAUUGUACACUUUGACUUGAAAAGUGACAAUUUGCUGGUGAAUCUCAGAGAUCCACACCGCCCAAUAUGCAAGGUUGGUGAUUUGGGUCUAUCUAAGGUGAAAUGUCAGACACUGAUCUCUGGUGGUGUGCGAGGAACACUGCCUUGGAUGGCUCCAGAACUACUGAAUGGAAGUAGUAGCCUUGUUUCAGAGAAGGUUGAUGUGUUUUCAUUUGGCAUUGUGAUGUGGGAAAUCCUCACGGGAGAAGAGCCAUAUGCUGAUUUGCACUAUGGUGCUAUUAUAGGGGGUAUCGUGAGCAACACUUUGCGGCCUCCCGUUCCAGAAUCUUGUGACCCGGAAUGGAGAUUCCUGAUGGAACGUUGCUGGUCGUCAGAGCCAUCGGAGAGGCCAAGCUUUACCGAGAUCGCUGAUGAACUACGCCUUUUGGCAUCAAAGAUUCCUCCCAAAGGACAAGCUCAACAGCAGCAACCCUCUUCAUUGCAGCCUCAAGUACUGAAAUGAACUCAUAUCGAAUUGCUUAAAUCCAGCUUCUCCCUUUGUGUUUGUCUGUCAUCAUUGUGCAGUUUGUUAUGGUGGGUAAGGUCAAGCAGUAACAUAGUUCGUGAAAAAGGAAUUAAGGUCUGGUUUUAUUAAGUAGUUUCUAUUACAUUUCGUCCUCAAUGAGCAUGCCAGAUCGUUUUUGGGGUUGCAUAUAAGGAAAUGAUUUUGCUUAUAUAUUGGUUAUGACGUUACUUGUAAAGGGUCGCUACUGUAAUAAAUUUUUACAAUUUUUUUCCCCACCACUCUAUGGUAUUGUUAUAUCCUAUAUUCCUAUUUGUGAUAUGUAUUGGUUAUUCA